This is a messenger RNA of Botrytis byssoidea, 1068 nucleotides long. RefSeq lists its product as uncharacterized. Lineage: Eukaryota; Fungi; Ascomycota; Leotiomycetes; Helotiales; Sclerotiniaceae. The coding region runs from base 1 to 1068 and encodes 355 amino acids. The record is from RefSeq and is a predicted model, not a curated record. The transcript is spliced from 7 exons.
AUGGCUGUUUCCCCUGAUCAAGGAGUUGUUAUCUCAACAUUGAAGGCAGAGAUGGAGUCUAUCAGCACGGACCACUCUCUGAAUGGAAAGUAUGUUUCUCAAACUCCUAAAAAGUUACACUGCUCAAAAUCCGCAAUUUGGGCUGAGAAUACUGGCCUCUUCGAAUCAUGCAUCGAUCUAACAUGGCUGAGCAACACAGAAUGGGAGGCAACGAAGUGGUGUGAAGUUGACGAGAAUGAUAUUUCAGGUACCGAUGGUAAUUGCAACCACAAGUACUACAGCGCAUCGACAGGAUGGUCAAACUGGGCCAAUACGGGUAAACAAUUCUGGGACACGCCUGUCGCCCUAAAUUAUGGCUCAAACAAGGAGAAUUUUGCAGUCUUUGGGGUAGGGUACGAUGGUCUUGCUUGGGGGGGGGGAAACGCUACCUCUAACACAACAUUUACGUGGAACAGUAUUGGUGAGACGACUAAGAAAAUCCGGCCUAGCUCUAUAUCGGUCACCCCUUUUUCAAAUUAUGUUCGUAUAGUCGCCGUUAGCCAAAGUGAUUCUCAAUUACUAUCCGGCUAUCUUGAUAGUCGUUCCUGUGCCCCUAACUGGGACACAAUCCAGACUGCUUGCUAUUGCUUCAGUAAUCCUGUUAUCGUCUCUUGCAAAGAAAAUUCUCAAGAUAUCUUUGUGUUUGGAGAAAACUGCAAUUUGAUGCGUUCAAGUAUUCGUAACAAUGGUAACUUUGGGCAGUGGCAGAACCUUAGUGGUUCUUAUUUUUACCAUCCCACUGCAAUCUCGGUGUCUCCCGGUCGUCUUGAUGUCUUUGGCAUCGGUAGCGACGCGCAGCUAUAUCGAAGUUCCUUAACUAUUACAGGGAAUGAGGUUGGUACCUUUACACAGACAUGUCUUGGGGGUACUUCAAUAUCUUCUCCAAAGAUACAAAUCGUAUCACCUGGUGUAUAUGCAGUUAUUACUGAGAAAUCAAAGGGUGUUUUCCAGCAAAAGUACCUCGAGACUUCUACCGGUGUAUGGACACCCAGCGGUGGCAUGACUGAAAUCGUUCCCCCUGCAGUAUAA